AUGGUAUUUGAAGCAGAAAUCGGAGUCAAUAAGCAUAAGCUUAUGUGGUCAAAAUCCAUAGCGUCCCUUUCAAAUAUAGCAGAAGCAAUAACGUUCACCAUAACCAAAGAUUCCAUAUCCUUGUCUGCAACCAACACAAGUAAAACCUCCUACGCUCGAAUACAUUUCAAGAAAACCUUUUUCAAUAAAUUUUCGGUUGAUUUUAAUAACAUAUUACCAGAAGGAUAUGAUAAUGGGAAAGAACGGAAAGAAGACCCCAGUUAUUCUUUUCUUAUCAAUUCACGACACAUGGCAACAUUGUUCAAAAGUCUAGAUUCAGGUGGCAUGAAAUAUGUAAGUUUUAGGAUAAACUGGUCCCGCAAUGCUCCAAUAAAUCUGAGGUAUAAAUUGUUGAUUGAAAUCCAUACAAAGAAAUUGAUUGUUAAAAAGUUCCAAGCUAGUUAUACUCCAGCAACGAAACAGAACCUUCAAAUUGCUUCUACUUAUAAGGACACCCUAUCUAAACAACAAGAAGAUAAUUUACACGAUAAAACCCGAAUCAACCACAUAAUGAUGGACCAAGUGAUACCCAAACAGUUUCUUGAAAUGGUUCCAGCAUCUGCCGAGGAUUUUAAAAUAGAUAUCAAGAGUGAAAGAAUACUGCUUUGUGGGUACACCAAACAAAUAAUCAAAGAUAGAGAUUAUUUGAAACAACCAAUGGCAGUUACAGUAACUAUUAGUCUAGAAGAAUUAACUGACACCAAUUUACUACUGUUGAAUUCAGAUCAAGAACCAAUUAGAAAACAAAUUAAUUUUGGCAUGCGUGAUUUCAAGAAUUUUUUGAAUUUAGCAAAUUUUUUCACAACUCCAUCGUCAUUUUCUGAACGAUUCGAUGAAGAUUAUAUAACAACAGCAAAUAAUGAUUAUUUCCACAUAUUUUUCAGAAACCCUGGAGAUCCUAUAUUAUUUGAUUUGCAAAAUCACCAACAUGCAGAAGUUCAAUUUAUUCAGAUUACUUCCGAAGAUAAAUCAGAGUUACAUUCGAAGGAAAUUGACGCAAAUUUAAUUAGAAAGAACUUGACAAUAGAAGCACCAAUACCUCAAAAAAUUCAAAACAACAAUACAACUACAACAACAACACCAUCAUUGACUCGACCGAUGAUUAAUACUGUAUUUGGUAAACCUUCAAAAACAAGGAAAAGAGAAAAAGAUAGGUUCAGCAACAAAGUUCAAUUAUCUCAAGGAACUAUGAAUGAUGACUUCGAUGAUGGAGUUACAUAUGGACUAGAACCAGAAAGAGAAAGAGGAAAUUAUGCCGAAACCGAUUAUAGUAAUAGUUCUGGUGAAGAAUCCAAAGAACCACCUUUUAAAAAACAUGCACCAGACCAAGAACUUGGUCCUACACAAUUGAACAAUAAACCCAAAUCGAUAUUUUAA
Molecule: messenger RNA, 1416 nt
Organism: Candida dubliniensis CD36
Lineage: Eukaryota; Fungi; Ascomycota; Pichiomycetes; Serinales; Debaryomycetaceae
Gene: DDC1
Product: Ddc1p
Exons: 1
Coding region: 1-1416 (471 amino acids)
Biological process (GO): DNA repair; mitotic intra-S DNA damage checkpoint signaling; cellular response to ionizing radiation
Cellular component (GO): checkpoint clamp complex
Source: RefSeq, a predicted model, not a curated record